UAAUUGUUCUUUUAAAAUUGAAGCUGACAAAUUUGAUACAAAAGGAAAUAAAAUCGGUCCUUCUUGUCAUUGUGCUCGAGAGGGAGAUGAACAAUGUCAUGGGAUUGCAAAUAUGUUAGGUGGACCUGGAGAUUGUGAGAAUUGUUUUUCAUGUUCUCGUAAAAUGAAUAUGGAUAUGACAAAAAUGGAGCGUUUUGUUAAAAAAAGCAAUGGCGGUACUUAUAUUGUUUCCUGUGACAAUUAUUUGUAUGCUAACACUAUCAUACAAAAAUUCAAUCCAAAAGAAGAAAUUUUAGUGGAAUUUAUUUUAGAAAUUACUGAAGAUGAAAUUAUCAGUAAAUAA
Messenger RNA from Racocetra fulgida, 343 nucleotides. The record is from the annotation of a GenBank genome assembly. Lineage: Eukaryota; Fungi; Glomeromycota; Glomeromycetes; Diversisporales; Gigasporaceae.